Molecule: messenger RNA, 2654 nt
Organism: Sebastes umbrosus (honeycomb rockfish)
Lineage: Eukaryota; Metazoa; Chordata; Actinopteri; Perciformes; Sebastidae
Gene: slc25a39
Product: solute carrier family 25 member 39
Exons: 12
Coding region: 357-1433 (358 amino acids)
Biological process (GO): mitochondrial transmembrane transport
Source: RefSeq, a predicted model, not a curated record
CGAGAGUUGCAAUUUGAGGGGGUCCCUUCUAUACACGACCCAGCUGAAGAGGGGCGGUGGUUAGACGAACCCUGGCAGUUUACCACUGAUAUCCACAACAUGGGCACCUGCCUCUAUAUCGCUGAGUGUAGUUUUAUAUAGAUUUGACUUAUAGCUACUCAUAAACAGCCCGAGCUGCUGCUGCUGCGAGCUUUUAGCGCCGACUCCUCCAACAACAACAUGUUAUCAGCAAUGGAGAAUAAGUUACAUCACGACACGCUCUCACAUGUAGCGACGUAGCUACUAUUGACUGAGAUGGGUGAAGACGAGGCCUCUGUUUCACAGCGACACUGUCGGCUCCAGUAGAGGUGGACAGGAUGGGGGAACGGGCUGUCAGCGGCUCCGUGGCUGCGAUCUCUCCAGUGCAGCAGAUGCUGGCUUCUGGUACUGGAGCCCUCCUCACAUCUAUUUUUGUCACACCGCUGGACGUUGUGAAGAUCAGGCUGCAGGCUCAGCAAAAACCGUUCCGCCAAGCUUUAGCUUGUGAAUCUACUGCGUGGGGUGGUGUCAUUCGCCCUCCCAAGUGGAAAUGUUUCCUGUAUUGUAAUGGACUGAUGGAUCACGUCUAUGUGUGUCAAAAUGGAACCAGUUGCACCAGCUGGUACAAAACACCAACACAUUUCAGUGGGACACUUGAUGCUUUUGUGAAAAUCACUCGUCACGAAGGACUCAGAUCUUUGUGGAGUGGACUACCACCAACACUGGUUAUGGCUGUACCUGCUACCGUCAUCUACUUCACCUGCUACGACCAGCUGCGGGACUUCCUGAGAUACGGUCUGGGUUUCCAGGGCAGCCACAUCCCUCUCGUUGCUGGGGGCCUGGCCAGAUUGGGGGCUGUGACGGUGAUCAGCCCUUUGGAGCUGGUCAGGACCAAGAUGCAGUCCCGCCAGGUGUCCUACAGCGAACUGCGGGUGUGUAUCCGCUCUGCUGUGGCUCAGGACGGACUGCUGUCCCUGUGGAGGGGCUGGGGACCCACCGUCCUCAGAGACGUACCCUUCUCUGCGUUGUACUGGUUUAACUAUGAGCUGGUAAAGGCCCGGCUGUGUGAACAGUCCCGACUGACUCAGGCCAACUUCUCCAUCAGCUUUACAGCAGGAGCCGUCUCUGGAGCUAUCGCCGCAAUCCUGACGCUGCCUUUUGACGUGGUGAAGACACGGAGACAGAUCCAGCUGGGAGAAAUGGACACUCUGGGAGCCUCCUUAAAGAGAACCACAUCCACAUGGCACAUAAUGAAGGAAAUCUGGGCCGAGAUGGGCUACAGGGGCCUUUUUGCAGGUUUCAUGCCCAGGGUGAUCAAAGUGGCCCCAGCCUGUGCUGUCAUGAUAAGCACCUACGAAUUUGGAAAGACCUUCUUCCAACAGAUGAACCUCGAUCGAGAGCGACUGGCAUCCUGAAGGCUGUCUGCGUGGUGCUAGGGGAUUGUUCACAGCAGCACUUACAGACAUUAUUAUCAGGACAGUUGGGACAAAGUCCUCUCAAAUAGACACUUGAGGAACAGGCAGGAUUGGAUUUUUUUUUUUUUGUGAACAUAAAAGAAGAGGAUUCACCCACAUAGCAACAAUUUCUCUACCUGAAAAUCUGCUCUCUGGAAAUGUUAACUCAGACUGUGAUAAGACUUGAGACACACUUUACAUCCAUGAACACAAUAUUGAGCUUGAACAACAACCCUGGAGAAUGAGAGAUGCUCUUGGACCACAGACUUUGUGUGAUGAUUAUUUGAGUAAACUUUAAACAUGUAUCUUAAAAUAAGAUUGUGUUUUUUCAAUGCUUUAGCGAAGGGUCAUAUUAUACAGAUCAUACCUAUGUGCACAUUUUCAUUUGAUAAUGGUAAAUCCGUGCAGGACAGGGGUGUAAAUGCUUGAUGGGAAAAUUCAAACCCUCUUAAGGGCUAAAACUGCAUCAGUGCCGUUGCAUGAGUCAGUGGAAAAUGUUCUUAUUCCCACAUGUUGCAUUGCCUGAGACCAACUGCAUGGUGUUACAGCUCCAUUCAAUACAGGAACACUAGUCCACACUACAUCAGCUUUACUGCAUCCCCUGCAUUCCUGUAGCAGUAGAGCAUGACCAUUUCUGACAUCUGAGUAGAUCACUGACAAAUCUGUUUUGUGUACUGGAUAGAUUCAAUCAUUUGUAGCACUUAAAAAUUUGCAACACAAGCGCUUUGAAAUGAAAUCACAAAGAUAAGUACAUGUUUUUAUUUUUGUUGAUUGUAUGCUUCUUUUCUAUUCUCAUAAUUGGAUGAAAGCUACAGUAUACGAAACAUGACGCCUGAUGGCAAAAUUCUUCUUGGAAGAUAUGUUUUCAUUGGUGCAUGAAUAUAGCAUUUAAUGCUAUGAUUAUAUUACAAGAAUGCAGCCAGCUUCCCAAAAAUAUCACAGAUUGACUUAAAAUGUUGUCAAUUUAUCAUGAUGUGAUAAAGAAAGCACAAAAGUCUUUCCCCUGAUGGCAUUCUGUGGAUGAAAGGCUUUGAAUUUCUUGCCUACAAUAAACAUCAAAACUUGCUACAACACUGAAUCAUGAAGCAAAAUAUUGCUGCCUUAACCUGAAAGGUGUAAACGCAUUUCCUCUUUGUUUUUUAUGAAUGAAAUGGUAAUAAAUGUUAAGACGGCUUGAUUUAA